GCCCCCCGAGCCCGACGGCGGGCGUGGUGAGCGCCACGGGCAACGGCGCCCUGGUGCAGCAGCCGGCGUCGUCCUCGUCGCCGCUGCUGGUCACCGCGGCGCCGCUGUCGGCCGGCUCCAUCAUGGCGGCGGCCGCCAACGUGAAGGACUCGCGCUGGCUCCAGCUCGAGGUGUGCCGCGAGUACCAGCGCAACAAGUGCUCCCGCCAGGACGCCGAGUGCAAGUUCGCCCACCCACCGCCCAACGUGGAGGUGCAGAACGGACGCGUCAUCGCCUGCUACGACUCCAUCAAGGGCCGCUGCAACCGGGAGAAGCCCCCGUGCAAGUACUUCCACCCUCCGCAGCACCUCAAAGAUCAGCUGCUCAUCAACGGGCGCAACCACCUGGCGCUGAAGAACGCGCUGCUGCAGCAGAUGCCCCUGCAGGCCAUGCUUCCCGGCCAGCUGCCCACGGCCGUGGUAAGUCCCUACUGGUACCUGGGACACGCGCAGAGACAGCACCAGCAGCAGCAGCAACAGCAGCAACAGCUUCAGCAGCAACAGCAGCAGAGCUACGCGCUCUUCAACGGCUCCCUCGCCGCCGCCGCCACGGCCAAGGCCACGACCAACCCGUACAUGGCUGCCCUGACCAGCAUGCCGACAGCGUCGUCCUUUGGGCCUUAUUUGACGCCCAGUCCCUGCCUGCCCGGCAUGAUGACGGCGGACGCAGCACCACUCAGCGUGAUGCCGGCGUCGCUUGUUUCUCCACAAAAGGUGGCGCGCACCGACAGACUCGAGGUGUGCCGGGAGUUCCAGCGGGGCACAUGCAAGCGCCCUGAGACGGAGUGCCGCUUUGGCCACCCUCCUGAGCACGUGGCGGUGGACAGUGGUGACGGCGCCGUCACCGUGUGCAUGGACUUCGUCAAGGGCCGCUGCUCGCGGGACCAGUGCCGCUACUUCCACCCUCCCCCGCACCUUCAGGCGCAGCUCAAGGCCACGCAGAGCCGGGCAGGCGCCGCCGCUGCAGCUGCCGCUAUGGCGACAGAGGGAGGAAGUGCUGAUGUCGGAUUACAAAUGUACACUCAGCCCGACGAAGAGAGUGUGCAGAGGGGCGGAGGAGCAGCGGCGCUUUGGCCCUGCUGCUUCCUUUGCGAACCAGCAUUCCCUGGUAUUGUACCUUACACAAAACGUCCCGCCCUCGAUAAGAGCGGCGUUCCCGUGUACCAGCCCAGUGCCACGUACCAGCAAGCCCUGUUACAGAUGCAACAGCCCUUCGUGCCUGUCUCGUCCCUGGAUUGGCAGGGGAUGUCUUUACUUUAUUCACAAGUUACUGGACACCCUGCCGGUGUGCCGAGAUUUUAAGUCGGGCCAGUGCAAGAGGCCGCAGUGUCGUUAUGUCCAUCUUGUUGA
Ixodes scapularis (black-legged tick) is the source of this 1388-nucleotide messenger RNA. It is a transcript of the gene mbl, whose product is annotated as muscleblind-like protein 1. The record is from RefSeq and is a predicted model, not a curated record. The transcript is spliced from 9 exons. The coding region runs from base 123 to 1340 and encodes 405 amino acids. NCBI's taxonomy places the organism in Eukaryota, Metazoa, Arthropoda, Arachnida, Ixodida, Ixodidae. Gene Ontology annotation, molecular function: metal ion binding.